AUGGGCUAGGCGGGGCGGGGAGACGGUGGUGGCGGCGGCGGCAGCGGGUUCGGUUGCGCGUGGCGCACGGGGUAGGAGCGGAGCCCAGGCCGGGAGCAGGCGCCGCCGCCACAGGCGACCAUGGGGAACGUGUUGGCCGCCAGCUCGCCGCCCGCAGGGCCGCCACCGCCGCCUGCGCCGGCCCUCGUGGGGCUGCCGCCACCUCCGCCCUCGCCGCCGGGCUUCACGCUGCCACCGCUGGGAGGCGGCCUGGGCGCCGGCACCAGUACGAGUCGAGGUUCGGAACGGACCCCCGGGGGUGCAACCGCCAGCGCCGCAGGGGCCGCCGAGGAUGGGGCCUGCGGCUGUCUGCCCAACCCGGGCACAUUCGAGGAGUGCCACCGGAAGUGCAAGGAGCUGUUUCCCAUUCAGAUGGAGGGUGUCAAGCUCACAGUCAACAAAGGGUUGAGUAACCAUUUCCAGGUGAACCACACAGUAGCCCUCAGCACAAUCGGGGAGUCCAACUACCACUUCGGGGUCACGUACGUGGGGACAAAGCAGCUGAGUCCUACCGAGGCGUUCCCUGUACUGGUGGGUGACAUGGACAACAGCGGCAGCCUCAACGCUCAGGUCAUUCACCAGCUGGGUCCCGGCCUCAGAUCCAAGAUGGCCAUCCAGACCCAGCAGUCGAAGUUUGUGAACUGGCAGGUGGACGGGGAGUAUCGGGGCUCUGACUUCACAGCAGCCGUCACCCUGGGGAACCCAGACGUCCUCGUGGGUUCAGGAAUCCUCGUAGCCCACUACCUCCAGAGCAUCACACCUUGCCUGGCCCUGGGCGGAGAGCUGGUCUACCACCGGCGGCCUGGGGAGGAGGGCACCGUCAUGUCUCUAGCUGGGAAAUACACAUUGAACAACUGGUUGGCAACGGUAACGUUGGGCCAGGCGGGCAUGCACGCAACAUACUACCAUAAAGCCAGUGACCAGCUGCAGGUAGGUGUGGAGUUUGAGGCCAGCACAAGGAUGCAGGACACCAGUGUCUCCUUCGGGUACCAGCUGGACCUGCCCAAGGCCAACCUCCUCUUCAAAGGCUCUGUGGACAGCAACUGGAUCGUGGGUGCCACGCUGGAGAAGAAGCUCCCGCCCCUGCCCCUGACACUGGCCCUCGGGGCCUUCCUGAAUCACCGCAAGAACAAGUUCCAGUGUGGCUUUGGCCUCACCAUCGGCUGAGCCCUCCUGGCCCCCGCCUUCCACGCCCUUCCAAUUCCACCUCCACCUCCACCUCCCCCUGCCACAGAGGGGAGACCUGAGCCCCCCUCCCUUCCCUCCCCCCUUGGGGGUCGGGGGGGACAUCGGAAAGGAGGGACCCCGCCACCCCAGCAGCUGAGGAGGGGAUUCUGGAACCGAAUGGCGCUUCGGGAUUCUGAGUACUAGGGGCAGUGUGCCCCGUGGGCCUGGGGUCCCGGGAAGGAUUCCGGAAUUGAGGGGCACGCAGGAUUCUGAGCACCGGGGCAGAGGCGGCCAGACAACCUCAGGGAGGAGUGUCCUGGCGUCCCCAUCCUCCAAAGGGCCUGGGCCCGCCCCGAGGGGGCAGCGAGAGGAGCUUCCCCAUCCCCUGUCAGUCCACCCUGCCCUGUCCACUUUCCCAUUUACUCGGUAUAAAUCAUGUUUAUAAGUUAUGGAAGAACCGGGACAUUUUACAGAAAAAAAACAAAAAACAACAAAAAAUAUACGUGGGAAAAAAAAA
Piliocolobus tephrosceles (Ugandan red Colobus) is the source of this 1723-nucleotide messenger RNA. It is a transcript of the gene TOMM40, whose product is annotated as translocase of outer mitochondrial membrane 40. Gene Ontology annotation, cellular component: mitochondrial outer membrane. The record is from RefSeq and is a predicted model, not a curated record. Lineage: Eukaryota; Metazoa; Chordata; Mammalia; Primates; Cercopithecidae. Bases 121 to 1206 code for a protein of 361 amino acids. The transcript is spliced from 10 exons. Gene Ontology annotation, biological process: protein import into mitochondrial matrix. Gene Ontology annotation, molecular function: transmembrane protein transporter activity.